Molecule: messenger RNA, 668 nt
Organism: Ostrinia furnacalis (Asian corn borer)
Lineage: Eukaryota; Metazoa; Arthropoda; Insecta; Lepidoptera; Crambidae
Product: zinc finger protein 431-like
Exons: 3
Coding region: 48-515 (155 amino acids)
Biological process (GO): regulation of transcription by RNA polymerase II
Cellular component (GO): nucleus
Molecular function (GO): DNA-binding transcription factor activity, RNA polymerase II-specific
Source: RefSeq, a predicted model, not a curated record
UUCACAAUGUUUUUCUCCAGUGCGGCGACGUGUUCCCGGGCUUCCGUAUGUUCCAGCGUCACUUCGCGGACCAACACCCGGGCGAGCCGCGUGGUUUCUACCCGGAACGACGCGAAUUCGUGUGCGACCAGUGCGGGAAGAUGUUCUGGAGUCUAUCAGUGCUCAACGACCACAACCAAACGCACUGCGGUCUCGAACCGUACAAGUGCGACAAGUGCGGCAAAACAUUUUCCAUGAAGAGCACUCUACAUCGACAUAUGAGCACGCACAAGCCGGCGCCGGAAUGUAACCUGUGCGGGAAACAGUUCGCGGCUGUUUAUAAUUUGAAGAGGCAUAUACUGAUCCACAUGAACGCCAAACCGUACGCUUGUGAGCCCUGCAAUAAGCGUUUCUGCACUCCUUCUGAGAAGAAAGCGCACAUCGCUCACUGUCACUUGGGCGUUCCGUACCCGAAGAAACGGACCAAGCAUGAGAGGAUGCUCAGGGUAUGUAUUAGCCACUGUGGCUAUCUCUAGUCCACUUUAGUUGCAUAAUCUAGUCACAGAGCCACUAGUGGCUAUCUCUAGUCACAGAACCACUAGUGGUUAUCUCUAGUCACAGAGCCACUAGUGGUUAUCUCUAGUCACAGAGCCACUAGUGGUUAUCUCUAGUCACAGAGCCAUUAGUGG